Molecule: messenger RNA, 966 nt
Organism: Emys orbicularis (European pond turtle)
Lineage: Eukaryota; Metazoa; Chordata; Testudines; Emydidae
Product: immunoglobulin alpha-2 heavy chain-like
Exons: 6
Coding region: 1-966 (321 amino acids)
Biological process (GO): regulation of immune response
Cellular component (GO): cell surface
Molecular function (GO): coreceptor activity; MHC class I protein binding
Source: RefSeq, a predicted model, not a curated record
AUGAUCUUUGCCGAGUAUCUGGUUUUAUCUUCCUUAGUGCUAGGAGUGCAGUUAUUUCUGCACCAGACUCAGCGGAUCCAGUUUGUUGAAGUUAGUGACACCGCAAAGAUCCACUGUUCUUCCAAAGAAAACUUGGAAGGAGGAAGUAGCAUGUUUUGGUAUUUGAGAAGCGAAGGUGAGACACCCACCUGCAUUAAGCGCUGUUUGGAUGAUCAGAAUGUAAGUAAAUUUGCUUGCAAACACGAGACACACCGCUCGACCCUGGAAAUCAGCAACGUCCAAAAGAAUGACUCUGGCAUUUACUACUGUGCAUAUAAAUAUAGCAGCUACCUGCUUUUCGGGAAUGGAUCCACGCUGCUUGUUGGAGACAGUUAUACCAACAGCAGCUGGGUGAUGCUUCUGGUCCCAUUUCCACAUGGCAGUCAAGUCACUGAGACAGCGAAUCUGGCUUGUGUGAUCUAUGGAGUGUCGAGCCCAGUCCAUGUUUCCUGGAGUGUUUCUGGGGAGCUGCAGGAACAGGGGCUGACGCGUUCAUUGAGAGCAAGGGAUGGAUCUUUAACGCUCAUAAAUCACAUCAGCGUCCCCGUGGACACCUGGACCAGUGGGAAGAAUUUCACCUGUGAAGUCAAAUUCAACUCUUCUGGCAACAGUGUGAAGAAAAAUACCAGGUAUCCUGCAGCCACUUGUGUCUGUUCUUUUGCUUCCUCCACAGCCCCUGCCAGCGAGUGCUCACAUUACAUUGUGCCCCUUGCGGCUGGUGCUGGUCUGCUGCUGCUGGUGAUGUCUCUGAGCCUCAUCUGGACCCUCUGCCCUUCCACGCUAGGAUUCCAGCCCAGGAUCUCAGCACCUCCAGCUUCAGAGGAGCACCAGGGUGGGAUCUUAUACGCUCAUCUGGAUUUUGAUUCGCGGAAUCGCAACGGGCGCACGAUGCAGCGAUCGGCCAGAGGGAAAAGCACAAAACCCUGA